This is a messenger RNA of Vigna angularis (adzuki bean), 927 nucleotides long. RefSeq names its product ATP synthase subunit b', chloroplastic. Lineage: Eukaryota; Viridiplantae; Streptophyta; Magnoliopsida; Fabales; Fabaceae. The transcript has a single exon. The coding region runs from base 146 to 793 and encodes 215 amino acids. Gene Ontology annotation, molecular function: proton transmembrane transporter activity. The record is from RefSeq and is a predicted model, not a curated record. Gene Ontology annotation, biological process: proton motive force-driven ATP synthesis.
ACUCCAUUAGCCAGCCACUGCCACACAACCUCAUGAAUUUGUGUGGCGAAGAAUUUAGAUAGCCCUCGUCUCAAAUCCUCUUCUUCUCUCCAAUCCAAUCCUCAGACUGAGCUGAGACACACAUCCUAAUCACCAAGCAGUAGCCAUGGCAAACAUGAUUAUGGCUUCCACCAAACCUUUGGUUCCAGUCUACACCAAUUCUCGUUCUCCCACACCCAAACUUCCUAUUCUCCAAAUUUCACUCCCCAAAGUCCCAACCCUUAAACUGAAACUCCCAAUAUCCAAGCCCCAGAUGCUAUCCCUCCUGGGCGGAAUAGCACCACUGAUUUUGGCUCAGCCCUCCCUCGCAAGCGAAAUAGAGAAAGCUGCACUAUUCGACUUCAACCUGACCCUGCCCAUUAUAAUGGUAGAGUUUCUGUUUCUGAUGGUUGCGCUGGACAAAAUAUGGUUCACCCCACUUGGGAAAUUCAUGGACGAGAGGGACGCGGCGAUCAGGGAGAAGCUAAACAGCGUGAAGGACACGUCGUCGGAGGUUAAGCAGCUGGAGGAGAAGGCGAAUGCCGUGAUGGCGGCUGCUCGGGCGGAGAUUGCGGCGGCGCUGAACGCGAUGAAGAAGGAGACGCAGGCGGAGGUGGAGCAAAAGAUUGCGGAGGGAAGGAAGAAAGUGGAGGCUGAGCUGCAAGAGGCUCUGGCUAACUUGGAGAGGCAAAAGGAAGAAACCAUCAAGUCCCUUGAUUCCCAGAUUGCAGAUCUUAGCCAGGAGAUUGUUAAAAAGGUUCUUCCCGUUGCUUAAUAUAUGUAUGUAAUUUUCAUUUCAAUCCCCCCACCCCCCACCAAAGAAGAAUUGAUAGUUUCUACCUUUUCUCCUUUGGAUGUGCCUCUUGUUUAAUCGCUACACUGUUCAAUGUAAAAUCCGAUAUUCACGUA